AUGCCUCAGUUACUUCAGAACAUAAAUGGAAUCAUUGAGGCCUUCACUCGCUAUGCCAAGACGGACGGGGACUGCAAGGCGCUGACGCGAGGGGAACUGAAAAGACUCUUGGAGAAUGAGUUUGCUGAGGUCAUCGUGAAACCCUACGACCCAGCCACUGUGGACAAAGUCCUGCGCCUGCUGGAUGAAGAUCACACAGGGACUGUGGAAUUCAAGGAGUUCCUGGUACUGACGUUUAAAGUUGCCCAGGCCUGUUUCAAGACCCUGAGCGAGAGUCCCGAGGGACCUUGUGGAUCUCAGGAGUCUAGAAGCCACCACCAUGAGACCUCACAAGAACUGAGGGAGGGACAGAAAAGUUGCACUGAAGUGGGAGGGCCUGGGAGAGGUCAGCUCCACGAGGGGAGUAGCCACGGACAGAGUAAGCAGGCUUCCACAGGGCAAGGCAUCAGCUCUACUCAGGACAGUCGCCAUGACAGGCAAUCUGAGGUCCAGACACAAGCGGGAACGAUCCGGGAGACACAAGAGACCAGACACUCAGAGUGGAGCCAAACAACAGAAGACAAGAAUCAGACCAGAACAGGGCAGUCAGAGAGGCCAUCCCAGACCUCAGGACAGGACAGAGCACACCAGACCAGUGGGACAGUGGCUGGAACUGUAACUCAGACCCAGACAGGUGCUAUCCAAACCCCAGGUCAGAACAGCAGCCAUCAGACAGGGAGCAGUGGCACCCAGCCACGGGAGUCCACAAGUGCCCAGACAGGAGGGGCUCAGAUCCAAGGUCAGCACAGGAGCCAGACCAGCCAGGCAGUAUCAGGGGGAAACAUUCAGACCCCAGCAGGGUCUCAAAAUCAGACUGUGCAACAAGACAGGAACCGUCAGACAGGAAACACCAGUAUCCACUCACAGGAGUCCAGUUACAGUCAGACUAGGGAAAUCCAUGGUCAGAACAGGAUCCAGACCAGUCAAACAGUGACAGGAGGACAUGUUCAGACAGGGUCACAAAUCCAGACCCCUGAUCAUCAUGAGAACCGACAGACAGGAAGUUCCAACACCCAGUCACAGGGAUCCACUGGUGGCCAGACCCAAGGGAUUGAGACCCAAGGCCAAGACAGGAGCCAGAUGGGCCAGGUGAUAACAGGAGGACACAUUCAGACCCAGGAAGAGUCACAAACCCAGGUGCACCCCCAGCCCAUGGAGCAGAGCUGGAACCAGACAGGAAGUCACCCAGGAGCUAGAGAGCAGGGACAGAACCAGACACAGUCAGACAUUGGUCAAGGAGAGACACAAGAGAGAAAUGUUGAGGCAGGAGAGACCGUGCAGGGAGGAGAGGCUCAAAGUGGGGCAAGUGCUCUGACAGACGGGGAGAGAGAGGGGGAGUCCCAGCCCACAGGUUCCCCAGUGGUUCAUGAGGAAUGGGUGGAUGACCAUUCAAGGGAGAUAGUGGUCCGAAGGCAGGACCAGAGCAGCUCGCACACCAGCACGUCUUCUGCUCAAGGAGGAGAGGCAACCCAGCCUGAAGGUACACGAGGGAUCACAGCUAAAGGCCUGUAUUCCUACUUCAAAAGCAGCAAGCAGUGA
Elephantulus edwardii (Cape elephant shrew) is the source of this 1578-nucleotide messenger RNA. RefSeq names its product cornulin (gene CRNN). The coding region runs from base 1 to 1578 and encodes 525 amino acids. The transcript is spliced from 2 exons. Gene Ontology annotation, cellular component: cytoplasm. Lineage: Eukaryota; Metazoa; Chordata; Mammalia; Macroscelidea; Macroscelididae. Gene Ontology annotation, molecular function: transition metal ion binding; calcium ion binding. The record is from RefSeq and is a predicted model, not a curated record. Gene Ontology annotation, biological process: positive regulation of cell cycle G1/S phase transition; regulation of phosphatidylinositol 3-kinase/protein kinase B signal transduction; cellular response to cytokine stimulus.